UGAAUAAAUCUGGAUGAAACCACGACCAAAUUAUUACAGUAACAAUAUCAUAUUUCUUAUGACUAAAAGCACAUAGAUUUCCUAUUAGAUAUCUCCAAAUUUUAAAAUACUUUUUCACGUGCCUCUCCUUAAAAAGCAAACAAUAAGAGAAAGACUAUCAUUCAAUAAAUUGAAUUAAGCAAUAAUUUCAUGAAAGAUUUUAAAUUUAACUAUUAAUCGGAAAUUAUCACUUUUAUAAUAAAAAAUCUGUAAGAAAACUACUGAUACAACUUUCCUUUAGAAUAAAAAGAAAAGGAAAGAAAAGAAAUGUUGGCGAAAGAAAAGAAGAAGAAGAAGGAAAGAGUGAUAUACCCAACUCCAAAAGAAAGAAAGAAAAGGAAAAUGUCAUGAAAUGUGAAACACAAGGGCACAUGCUUUGUCCCAACCCAAGCAUCUUAUAUUACAUAAUCCUUGUACUUCUUUUCUUUGGCUUAUCAAAAGUUGAAAGGAACAAACAGCCUGUCCUUUUUAUUGUUCUUCUUUUUUUACAGAAAAUAUUUCCACAUCUACAGUUCUAAAUAAAAAAACCCUAAAAGUGGCAAAUUAAGUAAAUGAUAUAUUAUUAAUACAACUAAGAACUUAUUAAAAAAAAAAAAAAAAAAACUAAUCUCUUAACUCUAGCUCUUUUUGGCCUUUCAUUGUAGCUUCUCUCACUCGUUCGUAUCUCUCUUCACACACUGCAGCUUACUACUGAAGUAUUUAAAGUGCCCCUCUUUAGCCAUUUAUGGCAUUUUGGUAGUGGCUAGGAAGUGAUUUUGAACCUAACUUUUCAAAGUUUGAUUUUGUUUAUUAUAUAUUGGGCUUCUCUUUAUUGGUUCUCAUAUGGAAUCCUUGUCAGUAAAUGAAUGGCUGCAAUGAUCAAACCAGUCUUCUUUUGCUGCACAUUGUCUCUUGAACAGUCAAAAGAGAAGCUUACUUAACUGAAUUGAGAAGGGUUUAGGGGCAAUAUAUAUUGAAGGGAUUGAUUUUAUAGAUAUAUGGACUGGAACUUGACGGCGACUUCUUGGAAUUUGACAGAAUUCAAGCAAGAAGCAAUACCAAAUUUAGAUUCAUUUGAUAGCCGGUCUGCUAGUUUUGCAGAUAAUAGGAGUAGUGGGGAUUUUUCAAUUGAUCUGAAACUUGGUAGAGUUAGUCAUUCAAAUGAUCAAGCAAUAAAUCAGUGGAAGCAGCCUGGAGCAGACUCAAAAAUGGAGUGUUCGUCACCUUCGGUAUCAACGAAGAGGGCACGGGCAGCUAAUAAUGGAACUCAGGUAGCGUAUUGCCUUGUGGACGGAUGCAGUGCUGACCUUAGCAAUUGUAGGGACUACCACAGGCGCCAUAAGGUUUGUGAGCUUCACUCCAAAACUCCUCAAGUUACUAUAGCUGGCCAGAAGAAACGGUUCUGCCAACAAUGUAGCAGGUUCCAUUCCCUAGAGGAAUUUGAUGAAGGAAAAAGAAGCUGCAGGAAACGGCUUGAUGGACACAACCGCCGACGAAGGAAGCCUCAGCCAGAUCUUCUCUCACGUCCUGCAAGCUUUUUGUCCAAUUACAAAGGUUUGUCACGACAAUGUCUCAUGGACUCUGUUACAGCUAUACAGCAGGUUCUGCUACACAGGAACCAUUUGUUGCCAUUCUCUAGUACACACGUAUAUCCAUCCACAACGGUGGUGAGCUCUGCAUGGUCUGGAGUUGUUAACACUGAGGCAGACGCUGCUGGCCGAUAUAGUGUACAACAACGGAUGAAUAUGAUUGGCAAACACAGUCCUUUCUUUGGAUCGUCCCUAAGCAGCAGCAGCAGCAGCAGCUACAAAGGAGGGAAGCAGUUGCCAUUCUUGCAGGUCGACAACAACCACUCCCCCCUUAACCAUCAAACAGCAUCUCCUCCUCCUCCUCUUAGUCAUGCAGCUUCUAUCUGCCAGCCACUUCUGAGGUCCAUUACUAUGGAUGAAAGCAGCGUGAUCAGUAGCUACAGCAUGUUCUGUGACAAGCUAGCACCAACAACAACACAAGUCCGAGACUCAGAUUGUGCUCUCUCUCUUCUGUCAUCAGCAAAGGCACAGAUAUCUGGGAACCACAUGCUGCAACCUAACUCAGUUCCUUUAGCUCAUUCCGCAGAACCAAUGGACUCAGUUCUGGUUUCCAAUGGCAGGGACGCUUGGUCAUCCACAGACAAUGCUCCUCAAACUCUUCCGUUCAAUUGGGAGUAGAGAACGAAAUGCCAUUUACACUCCUUGGUGGGUGAUCAGCUCUAUAUUAAUUGUGGAUUGCCAUCUCGUCUAAACUGCAUCCUUUCGUUAUUUAAAUUUAAGUUCAUCUCUUUUUUGCACAGUCGAGCUUAUACAUGCAAUGCAUGCCAACAUUUGUUUC
Molecule: messenger RNA, 2385 nt
Organism: Ricinus communis (castor bean)
Lineage: Eukaryota; Viridiplantae; Streptophyta; Magnoliopsida; Malpighiales; Euphorbiaceae
Product: squamosa promoter-binding-like protein 13A
Exons: 4
Coding region: 1017-2225 (402 amino acids)
Cellular component (GO): nucleus
Molecular function (GO): DNA binding
Source: RefSeq, a predicted model, not a curated record